Cuscuta epithymum is the source of this 8066-nucleotide messenger RNA. The record is from the annotation of a GenBank genome assembly. NCBI's taxonomy places the organism in Eukaryota, Viridiplantae, Streptophyta, Magnoliopsida, Solanales, Convolvulaceae.
AGACAAACGUGGCAUGUAUUGUACUCGCAAUAACAAGUAUAUAUAAUAAUUGAGAUGUUGAAAAGAAAAGGGGAGUGAGUAGAUAGCAUAUAGGUACGUAGUCCAAGCAGUGAGGCAAAGCAAAGCAAAUCAGGCUGCUAAAUUAAUUACUUUAAUUAUAUUUAUAAUUUAUAAUUAUAAUUAUUUAGAGGCAUGAGGAAGAAUAACAACAAUCAUCAUCACCAUCAUCAUGGUCAGGGAGGCGGCCGUUCAAGCUCUUCCUGCGCCGCCUGCAAGUUGCUGAAGCGGAAGUGCGUCCCCAACUGCCAGUUCGCCCCCUACUUCCGCUCCGACGACCCGAAGAAAUUCGCCAAGGUCCACAAGGUCUUCGGCGCUAGCAACGUCGCCAAAAUUCUCAACGAGGUCCCGGAGGAGCAGCGCGAGGACACCGUCAAUUCCCUCGUCUACGAGGCCGAGGUCCGCCUCACCGACCCCGUCUACGGCUGCAUUGGCGCCAUCGCCUCCCUCCAGCGCCGUAUGGCCCAGCUCCAGUCCGACCUCCUCCUCGCCCGGGCCCGCCUCGCCUCCUACGCCUCCAAGCCCCCCGCCGCCGACGCGAAUUGCUGCUCCUCUUCUUCCUUCUUCAAUUGCCUCCCUCAGGCCGCCAUCGCCGAUUUCCCAGUUUCCUUCGCGGAUGAAUUCUCUCCGUCCGGUGGAUUCUGCGAGCAGAGCUCUAUCGCCGUUGAUCACAGUCACACCGGUGGAUCUCUGAAUAAUCCGCAAUUCGGCCAUUAUCCAUUCCAUUGGCCUUGAUUAGUCGUUUCGUAAUUGUGUUGUUAAUUAUUAGAUCGAUCGGAGAAAUAAUUACGAUGGGAGACCAAGGCCAGAAUGGCGCUGGAACUUCUUCAGUGGUACGCUCUUAAUUAGCCUUGUUAUAAUAUAAAUAUGUGUAAUUAAUUAAUUAAUUAUUAUGUGGAAUGGAGUAGAUGAACGUAGGCUGUGGUGAAAUUUGAAGCCACAUUUAAGUUCACCUAUGCAGCACGGAAACACCAGCGUUAUGUUUCAGUUUCGGAAAUUCUACGAAUUCAUAGAGCUUCAGGUAUUAAUUGAAGAAGAAUGAAUUGCUAUUUUCAGUAUUUUGCUAUGCCUGUUUCAUUGAGAGUAGUUUCUGGGUAAAAAAAACGUUUCAAUUAGUGGUAGAUGAAUGGCUGAGAUUGUCCUUAUCAUCAUGUGUAAAGUACUAUUUCCGGAAUGAUGAUAUCUCUCCUUCGCCGUGUGGGUGUAAAUACACAGAGGAGGUGUCAGAAUGAGAGGUCUUCUUCCUAUUACACAAUCAAACAGAGUAAGUACUAUGUACUGCAAAAGUCAGAUUCACCUUUCUUUGAUUUACAUGUCAUUAAGAUUUAAGAGAAACGUGUUUGGUUGUUGAAAUGGUUAGUCUUCGGGGAUUUCUUUGGUCCGAAUGAGAGAUUGACCGCCGGGAUAAAAUGUUCCACAUCGAGUUAGGAUUGAGAUCUCUGUAGUACGGCAGAGUGCCUUGCAGGGAGAGGUCGUCGAAGAGAAGAAAUAAAGCUUCGUGAUGUUGAUUUCUAAAUCUCUUAUCAUAAAAAUUUUGAUCGAACGGUCCCCAAAAAUCGGGUACCGUGCCUUGCUCUAAGGUAAGGCAGAAGCUCCGGAUCCUACUUGUUAUGUUACAUUUUUAGUUUUGAAUGCCAAGUACAUUCGGAAUGAAUCAAAGAACUUUUUGUAUACUGAUAUCCUGAGUAAAUUUUUAGGGAGAAAUAAAAUUAAAUAUCCUAAACGGUUAAGGAGUGACUGAGUGAGAGGUGAGUAUCUCAAAUGUACACAUGUAAUAAAACUACUUCAAAAGUGAUAUAAAAAUUUAUCUUAGCACCAUUAUAAUAAUUUUAUUCUUUCACAAAUGUAAACUUGUAGUGCAAAAAAAUUAAAAUGUAAAGUACCUUGGGCAUUUAUAAGGAUGAAAUUAUUAAUGUGUAUUUGAACAAAUAUGUCCUUGAGGCUCUUGAAAGGUCUUAAUUAAUACUAAAUUCAUAAAAAAAAUAAUAAAAAACGUCAAAAAAUUAUUGAAAAAUUCAUAAAAUUGUUCUGGGAGGCGGUGGGAAAGGUUUCCGUAUUUUUUUAUGAUUUUUACUAUUUUUAAUAAUAAAAAAAAUAAAAAAAUACUCCCCCCUUCCCAUUUAAAGGUUCUCAUCCACUAUUCACAUGAUCAACUUAAAUUAUUCUUAACCUUUUUCUUUAUAUAUCAAAUUUUUAUAAAAAUUAUAUUUUUUUAAUCAGGCUUUGUAGCGACUUUAAUGUAGUUUCCGAAUAUGUAAAUUUUAUUUACUAGAAAUUAGCAGAGUGUGAACAGGCAUCGAGUUGUUUUAUCGUCAGUCAAACAUCGUAACGCGAACCGGGAACCUCUAUAUGGGACUGAGGGAGUAUUUUUUAAUUUUUUUAUAUUAAAAAUAUUUUUUUAUUUUUUUAUUAUUUUUGUACGAUUUUUAAAAAAAUUACAAUUUUUUACUAUUUUUUAAGAUCUUAUUUUGAAUUAUACGCCCCCAGUCGCUAAUAACUUUGUCAAGUUUGACCGGUACAGAGAUUAAUAAAGUAAAAACUGUGUGGUUGAGGGUUGUACAGAGGAGAGGGAAUUAACUGGAACCACUAAUUCUUUACUUAAAUGGGAAAGUGACAAAGUUAAUGAGACAUCCAAAAAAGGAAAGUUGACAAAGUUAUAACGGACGGAAGGAGUAACGUGUUAGUAUGAAAUAAUACCCUUGAGGGCAUUUUGGGUAUGCUGAAUUUAUCUAGUCCUAUUUUGGAUGGUAAAAAAUGUAGUAGUCUUUUUUGUGCUUUUUUUUAGUUAUUUUUAAUCUUACAUAGACCAAUUUCUAUUUUCCUAAUUAUUGCCAUGCUUUAAUACUUAGUUUUAAAACUCGUUUUUUUUAAUAUCUCUGUUGAUGCCCAUUAAUCCCUUUCCCCUCGAAAACCCAAAAAACUUCAAUUAAUAAAAGUAUUCAAUUUGAGAACGUGACAGUUAACUUUUAUGAUUAACUUUUACCAAAAAAAAGUUCCUUAUGAUUUAACUUUUUUGUUAAAUGAGCGACAAGCUAUACCGCCUAUACGUAGUACGAAGUAUUUGACAACAAAGUAAAUUGAAAAAGUGUGCAGUGAGUGUGAGUAAUAUGUGUAUUAACCCGCUACAAAGUUGUUUAGGGAGCUUCUACUUAAUAAAAACACUUUUGAAAGUGAUUAGUAGUAAAAGUUGAUAGUGUUUGCAAAUAAAGUGAUUUUGAAAAAUAUAAGUUAGUAAUGUUUGAUAAAUAAUUAAGUGCUUUUUGUGAAAUAGAAAAAAAUAAAACACUUUUUGCACAAAAGUCGAGAAACACUUUUUAAGUAGAAGUUGUCACUUGAAAACACUAAUUUUAGCUUUUUUAAACCAAAAGCCGAGAAGCGUUUUUUUUUAAUAUCAGUCACGUUGUCUCAUUCCUAUAUAUCGAGACUAGGGCUGGACACGGAUCGGGUCGGGACGGAUAAUGCAAAAUAAAAUGGAACCGCCGGUUCCAUUAUACAGGUCGGUCCGAUCUGAGUAUUGUAAUUUUAAAAAUAGAAACCCGACCUUACCCGGCCUGUUUGAAACGGGUCAGUCUGGUCCGGGUUUUUCGGUUCCAGUUUGUAUUUCUUAAAAGUAGUAACUUACAAAGUUGUUAAGGUCUUAGCCAUUCUGAAUCUUGUAAAUGCUAAAUGCUACUUGAUAGAGUAUUAAUUUUAGAGAGAAGUGAGAGCUAGAGAGAGAAAGUGAGUAAUUAUAUUUCUCAAUUGGGAAAAGAAUCCCCCAUAAUUAGCCCCUUGGGUCUAUUUAUAGGUAAAAAUGUAGAUUUGGGCCCCUAGCCUUGGGCUUAGGAGGCCCAUUACAAUAAUCAUGCCCUCUUUGGGCGAAUAAGGCCACUAAUGGGCUGAGUACAACACUUAGUACAAAAAUAGGAAAAUACAUUCUGCCCGGACGAAGUCCGGACGAUGCGGUCCAUGGACGACGCGGUCCAUGGACGACGCGGUCCAUGGACGAUGCGGUCCAUGGACGAUGCGGUCCAUGGACGAUGUCAUCCAAAUAACUCAGGCGACAUCUUCUUUCUUGGACGGUACGUGCCUCUGGCCGAUGCGGGUGCCCCGCUGGUGUCUUUUGGGCCAUUGAGUAUGUGGGCUAUGGGGUCCAGGCCCAUAUACUCUAUCAGGAGUCCCCCACUCUCUGAGCUGAGGUGAAGCCGAAGCGAAAGGGAGUACUUGUUCCUUUUUGGCUGGCCGUUGCGUGAGUCUAAGGCGUUUGAUGGCCGAAGAGUUCCUGCUUUGAUUUUGGAUGAAGCGGUUCCCUUAUUUGAUGCGGGCCGAUGCGGGCCGAUGCACACUCUGUGGAAGUGUCUUUGAAGAUGAGGCGAUGCGCUUUCUUUUUUGUAGAUGAUGCGAUGAAGCCUUGGUGGAUAAGUUGGCAUGCUUUUGUCGUCAGCUUGUUGGGGUUUGAAGAGCUCCCAUCUAUCCUUUUGGCCGUAGCGCAGACCUAUUUUCAUAAGAUGAAGAUGGUUGAUUCUGCUUAUGUAGACGAUGCGAUGCGCGCCUUUGUUUUGUUAUGCGGCCGAAGCGUUUUGACUUGUGAGUUUUUGUUAUGGUGAGACGAUGCGGCCCUCUCAGUGUACGUAGCCGUUGCGUUAGAUUUUUUUUUUUUAUCUUGGGGUUCUAAUUCCUGGGCUCUGUAGCCGAUGCGAUCCCCAGUUCUUUUGUUGUUGGCAAGCCGUAGCGCACCCUUUUGUAUUAAGGCCGUUGCGCUCUCUCUUCUUGUGGCCGAUACAGUCCCCCAGUCCCCCACUCCUUUGGCCGAAGAGCAUCUGAGGCACAAGGGAGUAAUGAGCCGAUCCGGUACCUAUGCGUUAGUCGUGACUCCAACCCUUAGGCGAACCCGUCCAAGGUAACCCUGUGGGAGAACCCUUGGACGAAGGCCGCGAUACCAGGGUCAUCGUCAACGAUGCGCGCCUAGGCGGCCGUAACGGUCUAUUAAGGUUCUUUGAGUCGUUGUGAGGACGUAGAGUUAGGCCGAUGCGUUCCUUUUUCGGCCGUAUGGGCCGACGCUUGCUUUGAAGCUCUGUGGUACUUGGGCCGUAGUGGUUUUUGGCCGAUACCUUGCUCUUUGUAAGGUUGAGUUGGGCCGUAGGGGUGCCUGCGUGAGUGAUUUUUGAAUUGUUGCCCUCUGAUUGGUUGGGAGAAGGGUGGCCGUUGUCGUGGCCAAUGCGUGGGUGCCACGUGUAGUAACCGUUGGAGGAUGUUUAUAAAUACCCCCUCAUUCCGAAGCCCCUUCCUCAUUUGCUUUUGCUAGAGUUGAAGUGCUGCUGAGAUUUCUAGAGAGAUAAAGUGCUUCCCAGAAAUCUUCAAGUGUUCUUCGGAUCUUCACCCACUCCAAGGUUAGGUUCUUGAAUUGUUUUCCCUUUUUUCUUUAUACUUUGCUUCCUAGGGGGUUAGAUCUAGUGUUUCUAGGGAAAAUCACUUUGAUCCUCGAACAACCCUGAGGACGUAGCAUAAUUGUUAUGCCGUUCCCUGACGGCCGUAGCGUCCCCUCCCCAAUUGACUUAACAGCUUCGCUGAACGAAUCCGAUUGGCCUUUUGACGACGACACAUCCCCCGGGGUUGAUCUAAGAGUGGUGGAGGCUUUCGAGGUUGAGAUGGAAAACACUGCGGAUUACCGUACCUCUGCGGACGAGGAGCGUCUAAGCGCCGAUGCGGGUUCUCAACGAUCUGGUGAGGACGAAGCAAGCUCUGACCCCAAACUUCGUGGCGACGAUGCGGGCGAUGCAUCCUCGGCCGCUAUUCCUUGUCCUCCCCCGCUUACCUCUGUCCCUGGCAUCGCUCCGUCUUCUUCCAAAUCCAAGGUGGGGAAGUCGCGCCGUCGGAAGGGCUUAUCUGGUAGCAUCUCGCAACUGGAUUUGACGAAUCUUUAUAUUAUAAGGCCGAAGGGUUCCCAAGGUGAAUAUCAGGUGGCUCAGCUCUACGUCGGACCUUAUGGAAGGGUUAGGGCGCCGAAGCCGACGGACCAUGUUCUGGAUCCGCCUCCCGGUUACUUCGGGGUGUAUCCGAUGAGCUUCUCCCAGGGUUUGAGGUUCCCCCUUCAUCCGUUUGUCGUGGAGUAUCUCAACAUGAUAGAUCUUCCGCCCGCUUUGCUUACUCCGAACAGCUAUUCCCUCAUCGUCGGGUUCCUCAUCCGAUGCGAUGAGCUUGGGAUUGAGCCGACGACGGCAUUGUUCACGAACUUGUACCGGAUCGGACGGGGCAGCCACGAGAACUGUGCUGGUUAUGCUGCCCUCCAACAGCUGCCGAAGAAAAGAUCUUUUACUGAUCUCCCGUCGUCUAUCCAUGGGUGGAAGAGUAAAUUUUGCUUCGUGAAAUUAGCCGAUAGGGUGUUCUUCCCAUCUCAAGGGCACAACGGUAUCUUUAAUUUGCACAACCCACCAAGGAGCCUUGAGAUUGAUGCUCAGGUGGAAGCGUUCCUGAAGGGUGGGCCGCGGAGUGUCAACACUUACAUUACUGAGUUCAAGAUAGCAGCUCUGGGGAUGAUGCGGUACCACAUUCCCGGUGACCCUGAUUGCGGAUUAUGGCCGAAGAUAUCCGGCUACUUUGAGCAGGCCGACGGGCCCUACCUCGGUGUCCCAGCCGAUGCCGAAGGUUGAUCACUUUCUUUUGACUCGUGAUAUAGUUCGUUGUAUUUGUUUUCUAACUCUUUUGCUUUGUCCUUUGCAUCUGCAGAUUUCACCAUGAGCCGUAAGCUCUUCAUGGCCCAGGCGAAAAAGAUGGUUGCCAAAGAAAUGGAAGCUGCCCAGCGGGCCGACGCGUCCAAGGGGUCCGGUGACGGGUCUAAGUCUCAGGCCGAUGCGGUGAAGAAGGCCGUUGCGACCAAGAAGAAGAAGAGGUCCGCUGAAGGGCAACAGACCUUGACGGAGGCGGGGCUGGUGCCGGCUGAAGGUGCUAAGAAGGCGAAGCCGAGCCCUCCCCUUCGAGAUGCUGUUAUGGCCGACGCGCAGGCGUCGGUUCAAGGGGAGGCUGCCUCUGAUGUGCAGGUCAUCGAGGAUCUGACUUUGAACGUCGCCUCGUCCUCCCUCGUUCCUGCUAACUCCGGUGCCGCUGCUAAAGAGAGGGCCCGCGCCGGCCGAGACCUGGCCUCUGGUCUUUAUGAGGUUACGGUGCGGUAUCCGCCGAAGGGCGGUUUAUUCAAUGAUAAGGUCUCUGGGCACGACGUCCUUUUCCAGGCCAUUCCUGAUGCUGACAGGGAGUAUCUGCGUCGGCAGGGUAAGGAUGUGCGCCUUUUCGACGGUGGGCUUGACUACUUCGUCCAGGGGGCCUUCAUGCUGAUGGAGCAGCAGCGACGUCAGGAAGAGGAGCUUGCUCGCCUUCGGGAAGCUGAGAAGAAAGUCGCUUCUGCUGACGAGGCGCUCUCCCAGCUGGAGCGGCUUCGUACUGAGACUAACGCUUUGAAGGAAAAAGCUGAUGCAGCUGAGAGAAAAGCCGCCGCUGCUGAGGACGAGGCGAAACGCCUCAAGGUUCAGUUAGACGAAGAAGCGGCUGCCCGUCGGCUAGCAGAGGAAAGAGCUGUGAAGCUUGAGGCCGAUGCGAUUGCAGCUGCCGAUAAAGCCAUUGAGCUUUUUAUGGCCGAGGGGUGGAAGGACGAGACCCGAAGCGAUUGGACUUUCAAUGUUGUGGCGGAGCGCUUUGAAGCGUGGUCUCAGGAGGAGGCUGGCCGAGCCCGCCUGAAGGAGGAGUUUGAAGUCUGGUACGACCUCGGCCAGAGGCGUAUGCAGAUGUUGGUUUACCGCCGCCUCCGCCGGCGUGUAAAGAACCUGAAACCUAGGGGUAUCGGCCUUCCCCGGAUGAUGAAAGACCCCGAGGAGGAGUUGAAGCUCCCGCUGUCUGAGAGGCAGCCCCCCAUCCUGAGCUCGGAUGAAGAGGACGAGCCCUGGACCGAGAGUGAUGAUUACCUCUUCCGGACCUCGACCAAGUCAAAAAAUACUGAAGAUGAGCAAGACGAUGCGGACAGCGGAGCGGUUGAGGGUGGC